Penicillium bovifimosum is the source of this 1917-nucleotide messenger RNA. RefSeq lists its product as uncharacterized. The transcript has a single exon. NCBI's taxonomy places the organism in Eukaryota, Fungi, Ascomycota, Eurotiomycetes, Eurotiales, Aspergillaceae. The record is from RefSeq and is a predicted model, not a curated record. Bases 1 to 1917 code for a protein of 638 amino acids.
AUGCGAUCAGACUGUGACCCAAUUCUUCCACUCUAUGCACGGUCGCGAAAGGAGCGAGCGCGUGUCCCAGAGCCAGUGGAGGUUGAUGGCAAGUUCUACGACGUGAUGGGAGUGAGCUCGGGUCAUGAAUUGAUACUCCGUGAUCAGCGUGCCGUCCAUGAAGAUAUCCGAAUUGAGCAGUUUGCUGGCCGACCGGUCAUGUUCGAUGGUGUCUGCUGUCGCGUAGUUUCUCUACACACCACGCCUGAUCUGCAAGAGUCAACCCUCCAGCUCAUCAACCCGCGCGAUCCAUCGUCGAAGGUCACUGUACUCAAUGCCGACAUCGCACGGCUCCGAUUUCCAGGUGCCAAUGGGGACCAUACGUUGGGUCGUAUCAAACAUGGCAUCGUGCGCAUGGCCCCUGUGGUGUCUCGUACCAAGAUCAAAGUUCCACUCAAGCCUAAUGAUCGAUUUGAGGCCCGCCUCCAUAAUUGUGAGCUGGAGGGUCCAUAUUCUAUCCAUGUCUGCGAUAGAGGCCAGCUCGUUGCAAGUAGCAUAAUUCAUGGUGCUAAGCAGCAGCGAAUUGUGGUUCAGCCGGAUGAGAUCGCACCACGCUAUGUGACUAUCAUGUCAUUGGACUUUGGUGCUAAUUUUGAUGUCGAUAUUUUCUUGUAUCGAGAAGACCAACUUCGCGGCAAGGCAAACAUUAUCAAGGCUAAGCUAGGCGGCGAGCUUAUCCUAGAUCCUUUGUUGGGCAGCCUACCCUGUCACGUGGCACCGGUGUUAACCAAUGGUGCUGAGCAUCUCGCGGUGUUCGAGCAGUUCAUCCGUGACAGGGCUCAGCCGGUUGCUGAAGCGCACACAUAUGGCGUUGAUUGCUCUCGACGAAGACUGACUAUUCUAAACCUCUCAAUGUGUAACCAAGGUGAUGCGCACGGAGUCCUCAAUGCAUUGAUUGAUUUCCGACGUCAGAAUCCGGGUGCGGAUAUGUCGAUUGUCAUAUCUAAGCUUGGACCAACAGAGUUUCUGGAUUCCUUAGAAUACUUCACGUUUCUCAAGAGCCUUGAGAACCAUUCUAUUCGUAUCAAUAUGUUCGCGACUUCUGAUGGACAAAAGCGCCAAGUGAUCCAUGGGAAGGCGAUCGUUAUCGACAAUCAAGUCCUUUUUAGCACCGGAGCUGUCAUGGACACCCGACCAAUCAAUAAAGCGGACUUCUCCAUCGGACUACCUGCAGCAGCCGCUACAAUGUUUCGGCACUAUACAGAUAGGGCCAUUCAUGGGGAGGCAAACGAUGAGCUUCGUGCUAGGCUUGCUUCUGAGCUUGCAAGUUUGGGUGUUAUCAUCAACGACCCAGUCGCAAAUCUGCCAUGGAUAACCCGCGCCCAGGAUGCUUUAAUUCGAGGAGCACGGCGCAAAAUCAUCCUCCACAUAUCAGAGCUGGUCGAUCCAAUCAUGACACAGAUGUUGAUUGACCGCGCUGCAAGUGGUGUUGAUGUCACUCUUCAGGUUCGCGAGGUUGACCCGAAAUCUGCGCUACUUCUUGCGGACGCAAGAAGGUGCUGUUCUAAUCUCCAAGUGGAAGAUACAAGCUGGUGGGAACCUCGUCCGCACUUCAAUGUAAUCAUCGCCGACGGAAGCUUCGCCUAUCUUGGCUCAUCCUACAUUUGGCCAACACAGUGUCAUAUGGUUCACCAGGGUCGUUCAUUCGAAAAUGGUGUUUUGCUUAGUGGAGAUGCCAUAGCAAGUCUUAUUCAGCAGCUUGGCGACCUCCGUGCCCAUGCACAUGCAACGGACACGAUACCUUCAUUUGCCGAGACGCUGAGAACAUGGAAGCUGCAAUAUAGUCUUAAAAACCCUUGCAGCUUUCCAAAAUACCUUAUCUGUCUAGAGGCCUGGCCUACCUUGACCCAUCAAACCCAUUUAGAACGUGCCCACUAA